GACAAAUCUCGCCCCCUCCAAUACACGGGAGACGCCGUUGAAAAACGGGUGGGAAAAAACAGGCAGCGGGGACGUGUAUUUCCUGCAGUUGCCGUCGCCUUGUCGCUGCUGUCAUACCGCCAAACAUGGCAGGAGGCAAGAAGAGAGGUUCUCGUACGUCCACGUUUAACACCACAAUUAACUCCAUAUGGCAGGACAAGCACCUGGUUUUGUUCAAACCGGAGUACACAGCGCUGGUGGCGGCGGUGCUCUGGUGCGUGGAAAUCGGAAUCAACGUGUGGGUCAUUCAGAAAGUAGCGUAUACAGAGAUUGACUGGAAAGCCUACAUGGAUGAAGUUGAGGGCGUUAUUAACGGUACCUAUGACUAUACCCAGUUAAAGGGAGACACCGGGCCUUUAGUGUACCCAGCAGGAUUUGUCUACAUUUUCACUGCUCUUUACUAUGUUACGGACCGGGGGCUGAAUGUUAGACUGGCGCAGUAUUUGUUUGCUAGCUUCUAUCUUAUAACUCUUUUGUUGGUCUUCCGCAUUUAUCACCGUACAAACAAGGUCCCACCAUAUGUUUUCUUCUUUGUCUGCUGUGCGUCAUAUCGGAUCCACUCCAUUUUCGUGUUGCGACUCUUUAACGACCCUGUGGCCAUGAUGCUGCUUUUUGGAGCAGUCAACCUCAUGCUGGAUGCACACUGGACCCUGGGCUGUGCCCUCUAUAGUCUGGCCGUGUCAGUGAAGAUGAACGUGAUGCUUUUCGCUCCAGGACUCUUCUUCAUCCUUCUCUCUGAGUUUGGACUGAUGAAGACCCUUCCCAAGCUCACACUCUGUGCAAUUAUCCAGCUUGUAUUAGGUUUGCCCUUCCUCUGCGAGAAUCCUGCAGGGUACAUAAGCCGGGCGUUUGAUCUGGGCCGUCAGUUUCUGUUUAAGUGGACAGUGAACUGGCGCUUCUUGCCAGAGGACAUUUUUCUCAGCAGGUACUUCCAUCUGGUCCUGUUAUUCGCUCACCUGACUACGCUUGUCUGUUUUGCUUUAAAGAGAUGGAAGAGGCCAGGCAGCAGUAUUUGGUCUCUUUUAAAAGAUCCAUCAGAGAGGAAGCCAGUGACACAAAAUCUUCGUGCUGAUCAGAUUGUUCUCAUCUUAUUCUCAUCCAACUUUAUUGGCAUGUGCUUUUGCCGCUCGCUCCACUACCAGUUUUAUGUUUGGUACUUCCACACACUGCCCUACCUGCUAUGGAGCUGUGGAGUCAAAAAACUGGCUGACCUGCUGAGGGUGUUGAUACUGGGUCUGAUAGAGCUGUCAUGGAACACGUAUCCCUCAACCAUCUACAGCUCCUUGUCCUUGCAUGUUUGCCAUCUCAUCAUUUUGCUGUGUCUUUGGUUCAAUCCGGCCUCUUCUCCAUCGGACAUGGGCUCAGAGUCCCAUAAGGCCAAACGCCAAUAAGUGCUGCAUUACCAGCAAUUGUGUCUAUGUUCUUGCUCCAUAAAUACCUCUUGUGUGGGUGAAGGAAAGAGAAUGUUAACACUGCUGUGACCUCUGGGUUCAGAUGUUAGCGUGCAGGAAAAAGCGGGAGGAAAACAUUUUGAUUUUGAAGAUUCUUAAAGAACUACUUUUCUACAUGUAGCAUUUUACAUAAGGCUUAAAAAAACUGUGUUGCUCUGGUAUUUUGGGACAUUAACACAUUGGAACAAAGGUCUCACCUAUAGCAGCAGGUUUAGCAUUUAUUUCUUGAGGUCCUGGAAAGUUUGUUUUUCAGCCACAUUGCACCUGAUUCAGCUAAUUAGUAGUUGGAAUAUCAACUGGCUAUUGUCUGGCUUGUCAUUGUGACAUAUUGUAUAAUUUAAUGUGUUUUCAGACACUAACCUUUUGUUGUUUCAUCUUCAAAUAUAAUUUUACAUUAAAUGAGAUAUUUCCAUUGUG
This is a messenger RNA of Silurus meridionalis, 1907 nucleotides long. It is a transcript of the gene alg3, whose product is annotated as ALG3 alpha-1,3- mannosyltransferase. Gene Ontology annotation, cellular component: endoplasmic reticulum. Gene Ontology annotation, molecular function: dol-P-Man:Man(5)GlcNAc(2)-PP-Dol alpha-1,3-mannosyltransferase activity. Bases 126 to 1430 code for a protein of 434 amino acids. The record is from RefSeq and is a predicted model, not a curated record. The transcript is spliced from 10 exons. NCBI's taxonomy places the organism in Eukaryota, Metazoa, Chordata, Actinopteri, Siluriformes, Siluridae.